Monoraphidium neglectum is the source of this 465-nucleotide messenger RNA. RefSeq lists its product as hypothetical. The transcript has a single exon. Lineage: Eukaryota; Viridiplantae; Chlorophyta; Chlorophyceae; Sphaeropleales; Selenastraceae. The record is from RefSeq and is a predicted model, not a curated record. The annotation marks the transcript as partial.
UGGCCCGCGUGGCCGGGGGCGCUGGAGGCGCUGACGGGGCUGAGGGGGCCGGCGGCCGCGGACUUUGCCGGGGUGGUGGCGGAGCUGGAGGGUUCCGCGGCGGCGGCGCGGCAGCAGCAGCAGCAAGUGCAGCAGCAGCAGCACCAGCAGCAGCCGCACUUAGCCGCGUUUGUGGCGGCGCCCGCACUGCAGCUACUGGCACGCAGCGGGUCGGGCUCGCCGCCGCCGCCCCCCUCCCAGGUCGCGGUCGCCCGCCCGGCGAGCUCGGGCUCGGUCUCGCCGCCGGCCGCGCCGUCCCCGUCACCCCCGCAGCAGCUGCUGGUGCGGGGUCCCCAGCAGUAUGGUGCGUCGUCCUGCAUCAGCGAGGCGCUGCAGGGCCUGACCCUUCAGCUGCACCAGCAGGCGGCCGCGGCGCAGCGCGCCCCCUCGCCGCCACAGCAUCAGCAGCUGCAGCAGCAGUUUUGA